Messenger RNA from Penaeus monodon (black tiger shrimp), 1698 nucleotides. RefSeq names its product LIM and senescent cell antigen-like-containing domain protein 1 (gene stck). Bases 70 to 1683 code for a protein of 537 amino acids. Lineage: Eukaryota; Metazoa; Arthropoda; Malacostraca; Decapoda; Penaeidae. Gene Ontology annotation, cellular component: cytoplasm; focal adhesion; cell-cell junction. The record is from RefSeq and is a predicted model, not a curated record. Gene Ontology annotation, biological process: cell-cell junction organization; positive regulation of substrate adhesion-dependent cell spreading; positive regulation of integrin-mediated signaling pathway. The transcript is spliced from 8 exons.
UUGGUGUUCAAAGAUAACAGAAUGGCCUUUGGAACGGUCCAGUGCUUGAAUUCUUGAAUAGAGAAGAGAAUGUUUCGUGGUCCAGAGAAAACUCUGGGGCAAUGUUGCCCCCCUUUUCAAGAAGAUAAGAGGAAAGGAAGGAGCAGGAUGGACCUCACUCUCGAGAGCAGCGACCUCUACAACCGACGGAAGCACUCCAUCUCCCGGAUCGACGAAAUGGAAGCCUUGCACGCAGGGCCUGCUCGGGGCCAGGGCCAACUUGGGACGCCAGCCAGAGGUCCGCCCAAGAAUGCUGGCCGCAGGGACACUCCCAGACCACAGAAUAUACCCGACCCAAGUCCUGAAUAUUGCGAGCCCUAUGGAUGCAUGCCUGAUGCUGAUGAGAUCCUGAGGAGGAGGAGAUUAUUGUUUCCACAGGAGAACCAGAGCGAGGUUAAUCCACUGCAAAACUCCCCACUGAACUGUGAGACCCCAUUGGAAAAGCGAAUCACACAAAUGAACGAAACGGAGGUAGCAUAUGAAUUUCGGAAACAGUUCUUGAGUAAUGUGGACAUGAAGCAAGCCAUGGAAGAGGCUCCGCCAGACUUCCCGCCGCCAGAGAGCUUACACAUCAUGUCCCUGGGGGCCAUGGCCUGCACUCGGUGCGGGGAUAGCUUCGAGCCCCAGGAGAAGAUCGUCAACUCCAAUGGUCAGCUGUGGCAUACUCAGUGCUUCGUGUGUGCUCAGUGCUUCCGACCAUUCCCUGACGACAUCUUUUAUGAGUUCGAAGGCCGCAAGUACUGCGAGCAUGACUUCCAAGUGCUCUUUGCGCCUUGUUGCGGCAAAUGCAACGAGUUCAUCAUUGGACGGGUGAUCAAGGCCAUGAACUCCAACUGGCACCCCCAGUGCUUCACCUGCGAGCUCUGCAUGAAGGAGCUGGCCGACCUGGGCUUCAUCCGCAACGCUGGCCGAGCACUCUGCCACGAGUGCAAUGCGCGGGUCAAGGCAGAAUCCCUCGGCAAAUACAUGUGCCAUAAGUGCCACUCGACCAUCGAUGGGGAGCCACUACGCUGGCGUGGCGACACCUUCCAUCCUUACCAUUUCAAUUGCGCGGCCUGUGGCAACGAGCUGACAGCCAACGCCCGAGAAGUCAAGAGCAGACCUGGCUACACUGCCAACGAAAUGAACGAACUGUACUGCUUACGAUGCCACGACAAGAUGGGUAUUCCUAUAUGUGGUGCUUGUAGGCGGCCCAUCGAGGAGCGCGUGGUGACAGCCCUGGGCAAGCAUUGGCACGUAGAGCACUUCGUGUGCGCCAAGUGUGAGAAGCCUUUUAUGGGCAACCGUCACUACGAGCGCAAAGGGUUGGCCUAUUGCGAGACCCACUAUCAUGAACUCUUUGGCAACCUGUGCUUUGUUUGCAACUCAGUUAUUUAUGGUGAUGUGGUAAUGGCCCUCAACAAAGCCUGGUGCACCCAUCACUUUGCCUGUGCUUUGUGCGACACAAAAAUGACGCAGAAAACCAAGUUCUUUGAGUUCGACCAAAGACCCAUCUGCAAGAAGUGCUACGAGAGGUUCCCGCAGGAGCUGAAGAAGCGGCUCAAGAGGCAGCACAAACCCGGGGGCCGCGGAGGAAGCCACCCCUUUUUAGGGUGCCUGGGCGGGAAUGCCCUCCGAUACCAGGGCCCCGGGGUGUGCGCCUAAAGGGGGGCCUAAUUU